This is a messenger RNA of Lagopus muta (rock ptarmigan), 1242 nucleotides long. RefSeq lists its product as uncharacterized. The record is from RefSeq and is a predicted model, not a curated record. NCBI's taxonomy places the organism in Eukaryota, Metazoa, Chordata, Aves, Galliformes, Phasianidae. Bases 607 to 1242 code for a protein of 211 amino acids. The transcript has 3 exons.
CUCUGUUGGGUUGCAGCGCGUGCAGAGCAGGGCUGGGGGCUUUCCCAUCGCCCCUGCAGGCUUUGAACUCCUAUUUUGGCUGUGUUGGUGUUGGGGAGGAGGGGGAGCACCUGGCGGCAGCUGUAAUCAGCUUUGCCAUCAGCUCCGUGCUCCCAAAGAGCCGCUGGGGCCGCGCUGGAAAAUUACCACUUUGAUUUUACUGGAAGUUUCUAAACACUGAGCUUCGGUUUUCCAACUCGGGCCCAAACCUCCCCUUAUUUUCCCUGGAAAGCAGACAGCGCUGCUUCAGAGGAACCGUCAGCAGAGCUGGGAGAGGGCUUCUUUAAUCACAGCAUUGGAAAAGCGUCUGCAGAGCUGCAGUUCUCCCUUUAAUCAAGAGUUGGAAGAGCGGCCGCGGAGCUGCAGCAUUCCCUUCGCUUCUCAGGGCUGCUUUCUGUGCAGGGGGAGCAAAGCAUCACCCCCAACGCACACCCCAAUUUGGGGGGGGGAUCUCUCCCACCUCCCCCAUUGCCACAGCUCUGAAAAAGCAGCGCUGGGUUUGAAUGGGAGACGCCACUCUCCCUUCCCCCCAACCCAAACCUUUAUCUGCCAGCUCCGUGCCGGCGUAUGGAAACAUUUUCUGCUUUGGACCUCACGAAGCAAACAGACGGAGAGAAAUAUUGGCAGCAGGAGGCUGAGCGAGCUCCCAAACAGGACCGGUCUGUGCAGAGAGCUGUAACACCCCAAGCCUUGGCCCCACAACUGCAACGGGAGCAAAGUGGAACAGCGGAGUUGGGGUCUGGGAUGCAGCAGCACCCAACUGCUGGCACUGGAAGAGAGAAGCGAGGAUUGGCCUCACCGCACGCAGCACGGGGAUUUAAUCGGUCCCUCGAUUCAAUCUGCGUUUCUCAUCCGGUUAAUUGGGCAUCGAAGGGAGGGAGGAGAAAGCAGCAGGUCCCUCUGUGUCGCUCCAAAGAAAACCCCAAAUUCAAGGAGCCCCCAAACCGCCGCCUCCCCCACGCAGAGGCAGAGCAGCUCCGCACCUUUCAGCCCCUCUUUAUUAAAAAACCAAAACAACUUAAAAACAACAAAACCACACGAGGCCAAUUGGCCCAAAGCCUGGGCAGCAAACGUGCCGAGUUCGAGGGCGUGGAUUUGGGCCAGUUGGAGUUAAAUGGAGUCGAGGAGAGCGGCUGCCAGGGCCGAGAGGCUUCUCACAGCAUCAAAUCCCACCAGCCAUCCUGGCCACCAACCAACGUUUAA